Molecule: messenger RNA, 1791 nt
Organism: Musa acuminata subsp. malaccensis (wild Malaysian banana)
Lineage: Eukaryota; Viridiplantae; Streptophyta; Magnoliopsida; Zingiberales; Musaceae
Source: RefSeq, a predicted model, not a curated record
AUGGGGUGCUCCCUAAGAAUUUUAACGCAUAACGAACCUCGCACUAUAGUUGAAAGAGGGCGCCGCCGUCUGUGGCUGUCCUCCUCCUUUCCAACCGCUCCGCGAUGCUCGCUCGCCUUCGUAGUUCGCCGCGAUGCUCUCCUCCCCUUGUUACAACUCCACCUUCUGCGCGACCUCUUCUCCUCCUCGUUAGCCGAUGGCGCAUCUCCUGACACCCGCUUGAUGGUCGAAUACCUGGUGAAGUCUUGCGGGUUCUCCGCCACCGAGGCGGCCGAGGCCUCUAAAACCCUAGCCCACCUUCGAUCGACAGAGAAACCCGAUGCCGUCCUCACCUUCAUGAGAUCCCAGGGCUUCGAUGGCGCACCUCAGAAAGAUGAUAACUUGGAAGCCUGGCUGGAUUCCUCUGCUGGGAUGUGGAGAAGAACCUUGCCCCAAAGUUUCUAUCUUUACGCAGCAUGGGCUUCUCGGACUCCGAACUCGUUGAAUUCAUCCUGUCGAUUUCCCUUGACGUCCACCGUUCCCUCCUCCCCAAGUUGGAGAUGUGGGAUGAAGUGUUUGGAUCACGGGAGCUCCUCCUCGAGCAUGUCAAAUCAAGAGGCGACGUCGUACAAGUUCCAUUCCCUUGUAACGAUACAAGAUGCAAAAUUUGUGGAGAAGUUUGUUCUCAGUUACAAAGAAAAUGUUCCUGAGCUGCUUGACAUUUAUAAGUUGCGACUGGUAUUUUCUUGCGCCAUCAGCGUUGCAAGCGCUGCUACGAUGCUGCCCUCGGUCGUUCGCCGCAGGAGCCUCCUGCCCUACUUCCGACCUUGUUUCCUAGGGUGUCUCUUCUCUUCCUCCUCCACCGCCAACACCGCCGCUGCCUGCCGCAGUCCCCCGGAACUUCUUGCCUUGUCUGAAUACCUCGUGAAGUCCUGUGGGUUAUCCGACGCCGAGGCCUUAAGGGCCUCCAAGGCCCUCGUCCAUUUCGGAACCACCAAGAAAGCCGACGUCGUCCUUGAUUUCUUGAAAUUGCACGGCUUCGACGGUUCCCACAUCAAGAAAUUGGUCCAGAUUUACCUUAGGUGUCUAUGUUGCAACGUGGAGGAUAAUCUCGCCCCAAAGUUUCAAUCUUUCCGCGAAAUGGGAUUCUCGGAGACCGACCUCGUCGUGAUCAUCUUCAUAGAGAAGACGGUACAGCCUAAUCUUAAUUUCUUUAGGAAUGAGUGCGCUCUUUAUGCUCUCUCCAUGGUCAGCAAAGAAAGAGUCGAGGCCAAGGUCAAGCUCAUGAUGAGCUCUGGGUGGUCAGAGUCAGAGUUCUCCAAUGCUGUCAGGAAGAUGCCGGCCUUCUUAUCUAUUUCCCAGGAGGCUCUGCGGAGAAAGAUGGAAUUUUUGACCGAGGAAGUUGGGUACAAGCCUUCCUGCAUCGCCGACCAGCCAUUGAUUUUGUGCUAUAAUCUGGAAAAGAAGCUGAUUCCUCGGUUCCGUGUGAUGGAGCUGUUGAAGUCGAAAGGGUUAUGGACUGCAAAAUGCAAUCUAACUUCCUUAGCAGUAUUACCAGAUAAGAAGGUUAUGGAGAAGUUUGUUAUGCCGUAUAAAGAAAAGGUCCCUGAGCUGCUUGAAAUUUUGGGACUUGCUGCUGAGAAGGGAUCGUCACCCUCCUCUUUUGAAUUCUGAAAAUAGCAUGUGAAGGGCUUGCUUGAAUGUCCUUUCAGGUGUGAUAUUCUUCUUAUUUAAAUAGCUAACUAAGCAGUGACUUUCAGUCAAUCUUAUUGUAGCUUCCUAGUUGAUUACUCAAAUGUUCCUCUCUCUCUU